Molecule: messenger RNA, 1266 nt
Organism: Metarhizium robertsii ARSEF 23
Lineage: Eukaryota; Fungi; Ascomycota; Sordariomycetes; Hypocreales; Clavicipitaceae
Product: Thiolase
Exons: 1
Coding region: 1-1266 (421 amino acids)
Biological process (GO): fatty acid beta-oxidation; phenylacetate catabolic process
Cellular component (GO): peroxisome
Molecular function (GO): acetyl-CoA C-acyltransferase activity
Source: RefSeq, a predicted model, not a curated record
AUGGCAAGCCCCCGAGGCGUGGCCAACAUCCUCGCCAAGUCGCCGGCCGACGUGGUCAUCCUCUCGUCGGUCCGCACACCCGUCACGCGCGCCUACAAGGGCGGCCUCAAGGACGCGUACCCGGAGGAGCUGCUCGCGUGCGUGCUCAAGCAUGUGCGGGAGCGCAGCGUGCCGGGGACGGACCUGGGCGCACUGAUCGAGGACGUGGGCGUGGGCGUGGUGCUCUCGGAGCUGGGGGGCUCCAAGGCGGCGCGCGCGGCCAUGAACCACGUCGGGUACCCGAGCUCGACGGCCCUCUUCACCGUCAACCGGGCGUGCUCGUCGUCGCUGCAGGCCGUGGCCGCCGUGGCCGGCGAGAUCCGGGGCGGCAUGGCGCGCGUCGCCGUCGCCGCGGGCAUGGAGAGCAUGACGCGCAACUACGCCAGCCGCGCCAUCCCAGUCGACGCCUGGCCCGCGCUGCCCGCCUCGCCCGUCCGCGACGCCAGGGACUGCCUUAUGCCCAUGGGCCUGACGAGCGAGAACGUCGCCGAGCGCUACGCCGUCUCGCGCCCGGACCAGGACGCCUUCGCCGCCGAGUCGCACCGCCGCGCCGCCGCCGCCCGCGACGCCGGCCUCUUCGACGCCGAGAUCGUCCCCGUCGCCACGCGCUUCCAGGAGGUCGACCGCCAGGGGGCCAAGGUCGGCGCGGAGCAGCGCGUCACCGUCGCCAGGGACGACGGCAUCCGCGAAAACGUCUCCGUCGAGGCGCUCGCCCGCCUGAAGCCCGCCUUCAAGCCGGGCGGCGCCUCGACCGCCGGCAACUCGAGCCAGGUCUCGGACGGCGCCGCCGCGACGCUCCUCAUGAGCAGGGGCACCGCCACGCGCCUCGGCCUGUCGGACAGGAUUAUCGGCAAGUUUGUGUCCGCGGCCGUCGUCGGCUGCGCGCCCGACGAGAUGGGCAUCGGGCCCGCCCUCGCCAUUCCCAAGCUGUUGGCGUCGCAUGGCCUGGCCGUCGGCGACGUGGACAGGUGGGAGAUCAACGAGGCCUUUGCGAGCCAGGCGCUUUAUUGUUUGAGAAAGCUGGGCCUGGAGGACGCCUGGGCCGCCGGCAGGGUGAAUCCGACCGGUGGUGCUAUUGCCUUGGGUCAUCCCCUCGGCGCCACGGGCGCCAGGAUGACGAGUACCUUGGUGCAUGGCAUGAGGCGGGAUGGUCAUGAUUUGGGCGUUGUGAGUAUGUGUGUUGGCACCGGCAUGGGCAUGGCCGGCCUGUUUGCGAGGGAGGCGUGA